AAGCGAUGUAAAUAAUAAACUCCCAGCUUGACGGAGGUCUUCGCCUCGCUCCCAGCUAAACCCGAGGCUUAUAACCUAAACUGGACCUACCAUAAAGAAGAGAUUACCAUAGUUACUAUAAAUAUGAUACUUCAGCACCUAAACAGUCUGAGAAGCAAGAAUAUAAUACUUGCCAGUGCAUCACCACGUCGGAGGGAGAUACUGGAGAAAAUUGGUUUGAAGUUGACCAUCAUGCCUUCAGAGUUUGAAGAGAACCUAGACCCCAAUAGCUUCUCUGAUCCAGGUGAUUUUGUGAUUUCUACUGCACACCAUAAAGCAGAUGAGGUGGCUAAAAGGCUUGACCGCUUAGGUUCACCACCAGACCUUGUCAUUGGUGCCGAUACUUGCGUUAGCCUUAGUGGAAAAGUCUAUGGGAAGCCAAAAGAUCAUGACGAUGCUUUUCACAUGCUUAGUAAGUUAAGUGGUAAGGGUCAUGAAGUGCUGACAGGAGUAUGUUUAAUGGUACGGAAAGGAAGAACCUGGCAGGACGUUUCCUUUUCUGAAACCACUUCAGUUCAGUUUGCCGAGUUAAACGCAGAAAUUAUUAAUGCAUAUAUUGAUACUGGAGAGCCUUUUGACAAGGCUGGAGGCUACGGCAUCCAGGGGUUCGGUGGAACAUUGGUCGAAGCGAUUAAUGGUGAUUACUACAAUGUGAUGGGCUUUCCCCUCCACCGGUUUUGUCUUCACUUGGCAAAAGUUAUGGAUGAACUAGUUCCUUGACUUAUUGUAAUCUCUUAUGUCAAUAUUCAUUUAAUUUGAGCAUAUAGUAAAUGUAUUAAUUUUUUAAUAAAUACAAACUUAUUUAUGGAUUAAUGUUAAUUACUGUAUUAUGUAUUAAAUAGUAUAUAUUGUAUUAUGCUGGAAAAUGUAAUACAUUUUUAUACACCUCUACUAGUUGUUGCUUACAUCACAAUGUAAUUUUUUGGGCCUAUAUUUUUGCUUGAAAUCUUUUUAUUACAUACAAAUAUAUUAAUUCAGUGUGCUCUCUAA
Messenger RNA from Procambarus clarkii (red swamp crayfish), 1029 nucleotides. Its product is annotated as dTTP/UTP pyrophosphatase. The record is from RefSeq and is a predicted model, not a curated record. Lineage: Eukaryota; Metazoa; Arthropoda; Malacostraca; Decapoda; Cambaridae. Gene Ontology annotation, molecular function: nucleoside triphosphate diphosphatase activity.